Apus apus (common swift) is the source of this 621-nucleotide messenger RNA. RefSeq names its product acid sensing ion channel subunit family member 5 (gene ASIC5). Gene Ontology annotation, molecular function: ligand-gated sodium channel activity. NCBI's taxonomy places the organism in Eukaryota, Metazoa, Chordata, Aves, Apodiformes, Apodidae. Gene Ontology annotation, cellular component: membrane. The record is from RefSeq and is a predicted model, not a curated record. Gene Ontology annotation, biological process: sodium ion transmembrane transport.
AUGGAAAAUAAAUAUUCUCAAGAGCUAAAUUAUUUCCUUCUUGGGAAUCUGAACUUCAGCAUCAAAGAGUUUACAAGGAAAAAUGGGUUUUAUCUGAACUGAAGCACAUUGCUAGAAUGUGAAUUUUUUGGGAAGUCAUGUUACCCACAGGAUUUUGAACAUAUUUUCACUGAAUACGGAAACUGCUUUACUUUUAAUCGCAAUGAUCUGAGCAAGAGCAGCGAGUUUGGAAGAGGCUUACAUUUACUUUUUGAUGUCCAACAGAAGCAAUUCACUGAUGAACCUGCUCUUGGGUAUACUGAUGCUGGUAUAACUUUUGUCAUCCAUUCACCCGAAGAGCUUCCAAGCUUUGAUAGUUUAGGUUUAUUAACACCGGUUGGCACACAUACUCAGGUUGCAAUCCACCAGCUGAAGGUAAGGACUGAUGUAGGUGGCCAGCUUGGAUUGUUUUGUGGUGCCAGUAUGAUUACAAUCAUAGAACUGCUUGAGUAUAUUUUUACUAAUUUUUGUUGGAUGUGCAUCUUUCUUCUGUUGAAACCUCCUGAAAUGCCUCAGUGAAACAAUCCACCCCAGAACCACCCAACACACAAGGAUAAAAAGAAGGGAAUACAAGAAUGUUAG